UAUUAUGUUGUGGUCGGGUUUCUUGGUUCCACUGGCUUCACUCCUGCUGUUGUUCACCUAUGGACAAGCAGCAAGCAUACCAAAGGAAACAGUUACACGAACAUGCGGCUACCAGGCAUGCCCUGUGCCAGAUCCAAAAAAGCUAAAUAUUCAUUUAGUUCCUCAUUCUCACGAUGACGUCGGUUGGUUGAAAACAGUUGAUCAGUAUUUCUUUGGAAGUCGCCCAGCUAUUCAGAAGGCAGGGGUGCAGUAUAUUUUAGACAGCGUUAUUCAGGCGUUACUCGCUGAUCCUGAAAGAAAAUUCAUCUACGUGGAAACUGCCUUCUUAUGGAAAUGGUGGAUACGUCAAAGCGAUAAGAUGCAACAAGAUGUGCGCAAUCUGAUCAACGAAGGCAGAUUAGAAAUUAUCGGUGGUGGAUGGAGUAUGAAUGAUGAAGCAGUUACCCACUAUCAUUCUCUUGUAGAUCAAUACACUUGGGGUUUUAGACGCCUCAAUGACACCUUCGGAAGUUGUGCAAGACCGCAUAUAGGAUGGCAAAUAGAUCCUUUUGGUCAUUCCAGAGAACAGGCAUCUAUGUUCGCGCAAUUAGGAUUUGACGGAAUGUUUUUCGGUCGACUCGAUUAUCAAGACAAGGCAGCAAGAAUGAAGAACAGUAAUAUGGAAUUUCUUUGGAAAGGAAGCUCAAGUCUCGGUUCCCGUGCAGAUUUGUUCACGGUUGCAUUGUAUAACACUUACAGUCCGCCACCUGGCUUCUGUUACGAUAUGCUGUGCAACGAUGAACCAAUAAACGAUGAUCCCGAGAGUCCAGACUAUAGUGUCACGAACAAGGUCAAACAAUUGGUAGAAUAUGCACAUCGUCAAGCAGCAGCUUACCAGACUAAUAACGUUAUAUUUACAAUGGGCGAAGACUUUAAUUACCAACAAGCCGAAAUGUGGUUCACUAACUUGGAUAGGUUGAUCAGAUACGUGAGAGAGAAGAAAGGUAAUGAGGUGAAUAUAUUUUAUUCGACGCCAUCGUGCUACCUGAAAGCACUACACGAUCUAGAACUUGAGUGGGUAACGAAAGAAGAUGACUUCUUCCCCUAUGCGAGUGAUCCACAUUCAUUUUGGACUGGCUACUUUUCUUCCAGACCAACGAUCAAAUUCUACGAAAGAAUGGGAAACAACAUUUUACAAAUAAGCAAGCAAUUGUCAGUAUUGGCUCAUUUGAAAGGUCACGAGAAACAAUUGGAACAUUUUCGAGAAGCAAUGGGCGUAAUGCAACAUCACGAUGCAGUUACUGGAACCGAGAAACAAUUAGUUGCAGAAGAUUACGCGCGCAUACUAAAUAGUGCCAUUGAACAAGGACUAAACAUUAUUUCUGAAGCUAUGAGUGAUUGGAGAACGAAUGGACAACUAAAAGGGGAUAUGUACGCCUGUAUGGAAUUGAAUAUUAGUUCCUGUUCAUACACAGAAGAUCAGGAUACCGAACUUACGAUUUACAAUCCUUUAAGUCAAAAAGUUGACUCUAACAUUCGCGUUCCUGUGCAAAUAGGCUCGUACAAUGUUGUAGAUCUUACAGAUGACGUUACCGUUACUUCCCACCUGGUGCCUGUUCCUAAUUCUGUACAGAAAAUACCGGGAAGAAACAGCAGCGCAAUGUACGAGCUUCUAUUUAUCGCAACGCUGCCACCAUUAGGUUACAGAAGCUUUAAAGUUACAAAGAACUCAGAAAUUACGUAUCCAGUUGUCACCACUUCAAAAGCAUAUUCUAUUAGUAACGAGUUUUAUGAUGUAUCAAUCAACGCGAAUGGUAAUGCUGUUGUAGAAUGGAAAAGAGAACAAAAUAUGAGUUUGACUCAAUCAUUCCACUAUUAUGAAGGAAUGCAGGGAAAUAAUCGGGAAUUUGAAAAUAGAUCAUCGGGUGCAUACAUCUUCAGACCUAAAAGCCCAUUAGCUAAGAAUUUUAUAAAACCUGGAUCUUAUAAAAUUUACAAAGGUCCAGUAGUGGAAGAAAUCCAUCAAUAUAUCAACGAUUGGGUAUCUCAGGUAAUUCGAGUUUAUAAAGGAAAAGAGUAUGUUGAAUUCGAUUGGCUCGUUGGACCAAUACCCGUUAAGGAUACGAUUAGCAAAGAGAUAGUAACGAGAUAUUCUAGCAACUUAAAUUCUUCUGAUGAAUUUUACACGGAUAGCAACGGUCGUGAAAUGUUGAAACGAAAGAAGAAUUAUCGUCCAACGUGGAAUUUGAAUCUAUUUGAAGAAAUAUCUGGCAAUUAUUAUCCUGUUACUUCCAAAAUCUCGUUGAAGGAUAAAGAAAGGUUGCUUAAACUCAGCGUGUUAACGGAUCGAGCACAGGGUGGAACUAGUCUAAGAAAUGGUGAAAUCGAAAUGAUGCUUCACAGAAGACUUUUAAAAGAUGACGCAUUCGGUGUAGGCGAAGCUCUCAAUGAAACUGCCUUUGGUGAAGGUUUAGUGGUCAGAGGUACACAUUACAUUAUCGGUGGUAGUACGAAAAAUUUGGAUAAAAUUGCAACGAAGGAGAAAGCUUUAGCGCUUGAAAUGUUGCUUCGCCCAUUAAUCCUUAUUAAGACAAAUGCUUCAGUUAGCGCGAAUGUUACCAUACAAAAUACCGGUCUUGCUAAAUCCUUGCCACCAAAUGUGCACAUUUUAACUUUGGAACCAUGGAAAGAUAAUACAGUUUUACUAAGGCUGGAACAUAUUUUCGAAGUGGGUGAAACAGUUUCCUACUCCAAACCUACGGAAGUUAAUAUUCAGGAUCUGUUCUCAACGUUCACGAUUGUAUCCGCUAAGGAAACUACAUUGGGUGCCAAUCAAUGGUUCAACGAAAUGAAUCGUUUUAAAUGGAAAGCUGAAACAAAUGACGUUGAUCAAGGGGAAGACUUCUCUACCCCUGUAGAAAUGAAAGACGGUGCUAUAAAUGUUGUUUUGAAACCAAUGGAAAUACGAACAUUUAUUCUUGAAAUAGCACCAUCAAAUUUAUAA
This is a messenger RNA of Habropoda laboriosa, 2983 nucleotides long. RefSeq names its product lysosomal alpha-mannosidase-like (gene LManII). Bases 5 to 2983 code for a protein of 992 amino acids. The transcript has 17 exons. Gene Ontology annotation, molecular function: alpha-mannosidase activity; carbohydrate binding. Gene Ontology annotation, cellular component: lysosome. The record is from RefSeq and is a predicted model, not a curated record. Gene Ontology annotation, biological process: mannose metabolic process. NCBI's taxonomy places the organism in Eukaryota, Metazoa, Arthropoda, Insecta, Hymenoptera, Apidae.